Messenger RNA from Archocentrus centrarchus (flier cichlid), 1844 nucleotides. It is a transcript of the gene chga, whose product is annotated as chromogranin A. Gene Ontology annotation, biological process: negative regulation of insulin secretion; negative regulation of catecholamine secretion; defense response to bacterium. NCBI's taxonomy places the organism in Eukaryota, Metazoa, Chordata, Actinopteri, Cichliformes, Cichlidae. Gene Ontology annotation, cellular component: chromaffin granule. The coding region runs from base 196 to 1326 and encodes 376 amino acids. The transcript has 8 exons. The record is from RefSeq and is a predicted model, not a curated record.
AGAGGAGGGAGGCUGUCGGGUCACCGAUGCUGCAGAAAACCUAGCUCUCCAGAAAUACCGAAAGGCGGCUAAGUUUUGUUCAGAAUGCGUCCCUAAUCCACCGACCAUCAUUCACAGGGAGGAAAUUUAACCUUCUGAUAAAAGCUUCGCUAUUUUUUAUUAUUCCUGGAGAGCUACUUCGCCUCGUUUCCAAACAUGAUCGGGAGAGGACUGUUCCUUUUGACAAUACUGUGUAGCUGCGUUCUUUCAUUGCCGGUGACUUCGAGUCAGCUGGAGAAUGAGGACGUAAAGGUGAUGAAAUGCAUCGUGGAGGCACUGGCAGAUGUGCUAUCAAGGCCACACCCCAUUCCUGUCAGUCAGGAGUGUUUGGUCACACUGAAGACGGAUGACCAGCUUGUUACUAUCCUUCGUCACCAUAACUUUCUGAAGGAGAUGCGGGAGAUUGCUGUUCAAGGUGGUCUGGGGAGAGCUGAUAUGCCCACACCAACAAUGCCAACUCUCCAGGCUACAGAUGAUGUCCCCGAUCGAUCCAUGUUGGAGGCUUUGGGAAGCCCUGGUGAACAAUCCAUCCUGUCCAAGAGGACAGGAAAUGGAGAUGGAAAAGAAGAAAGGGAUGCGGGCGUGGAGGACGGAGAGUCACGGGAGGGCAAUGAAAUUGAAGAAAUGCAGAUAAAGAGGGAGAAUGAUGAGAGCCUGGGAAGCCACAUCUCUGAGUCUGUGGAGGAGUGGAGGGAGGGUGAGGAUGAAAAGAGGGAGGAAGACGAUGAAGGGUAUGGCGAGAAGCGAGCAGAGGAGAAUUCCAAAGAGGAGCGCAUUGCCAAGGAGAGCAAAGAUGAUGGAUCAGAAGAGAAGAGAGACACAAGGAGGAAGAAAUCAAAAGAAGAAAGGUCAGAUGAAGACGAGGAGGAGGAGAAAACCAAGAGGUUUUCACACUUUUCGCAUAUAAACAAGGUCAAAGAGGAAGAACAGAAGAGGGAGGAGACAAAGAGAGGGAACAGGGAGAGCUUAAAGCGGUGGACUAAGGGGACCAAGUCUUUACUGCUGAAGAAGAAAGCAGCUGCGAAGGAGGAGCAACAGGAAGUGCCUCAUCAUUCAAAAGAGGUCACAGACGAAGAGGAGGAGAAGAAGAAAAGAGAUGCUCAGAGGAGUCCAGAAGAGAAGGAGCUGCAGAUGAUUGCUCAAAGGGCACCGGAGGAGAGGAAGGGGCUGGAGGAAGAGGGGAGCGCCAGUAGAAAGUCAGAGGAGCCUGAGAUUGAAAGUCUGGCAGCCAUCGAGUCAGAGCUUGAAAAUGUUGCCCAGAAACUCCACGAGCUGCGGCGAGGCUGAGAGAGAGAGAGAGAGAGAGAGAGACUGGAACAAGUUUGACACCGCAACCUCCUCUGCCUCCUCGUCCUCCUCCGCUUUACCAGCUGCCUGGUUUCCACAGAUAGAGCGCGUGAAUGUGUGACAAGGUUUUAUCUUUCCACUAUUUUUCUUGAGGAGGCCAGACCGCUGCAGCCUCACUCGUGACAUUGACAUAGAGUAGCAUACAGUAGAUGCACUUUGCAGCUAGACGUGCAUACUAACAGCACACAAAUGCGCAAGUACUGCGCAUUCACAUGCAUAACAUUCAGAAGAUUCCUGAAGAAAGGCAACUCGUUUAGCUUCGUUUUCUCUGACAAUCAUGUCUGUUUCUGUAAAUGUAUCUCUUCUGCUUUUUAGAUUAUUUUAACGGUGAACACCAAUUCAUGAGAAAGGUUAAGGCAAAUCCAGGUAUACACCUACAAGGUGAGGUUGUACAGUAAUGGCAUGUAUACAUGUACAAAGCUCUUUCUGGAAUGCUUACUUACUUACAAAGUUAAAAG